AUGAGUGAAAAAGUUCGAUUCCUAACUCUGAUCCGUCCUCUUAUGUGUGUGCUUCCUGAAGUCAGCAACCCAAUGAGAAGAGUUCAAUUUAGAGACAAACUUGUAUGGACUGCUAUUACAUUAUUUAUAUAUCUAGUUUGUUGCCAAAUCCCUCUGUUCGGUAUCUCAACCUCAAGCAACGCCGACCCUCUCUACUGGGUCAGAGUCAUCAUGGCAAGUAACAGAGGCACCUUAAUGGAGCUCGGCAUUUCACCCAUCGUUACCUCUAGCAUGAUCAUGCAACUUCUUGCAGGCUCCAAAAUCAUUGACGUCGACCAAAGCUUAAAAGAAGACCGAGCACUCUUCCAAGGCGCCCAAAAACUCUUUGGGAUGCUCAUCACAAUUGGAGAAGCAGUGGCUUACGUUGUCAGCGGAAUGUAUGGAAAUAUCUCAGACAUUGGAGCUGUUACCGCAAUUUUGAUUAUUAUUCAGCUGUUUUUGGCAGGAGUCAUCGUGAUUAUUCUUGAUGAAUUUUUGCAAAAAGGUUAUGGACUGGGCUCAGGAAUUUCUUUAUUUAUCGCUACAAAUAUUUGUGAAAAUAUUGUGUGGAGAGCGUUCAGUCCGACCACAAUAACUACUUCUAGAGGAAUGGAAUUUGAAGGAGCAAUAAUUGCUUUAUUCCAUCUACUUAUCACUAGAACUAACAAAAUCCAAGCACUGAAAGAAGCUUUUUAUAGGUCCAAUGCUCCAAAUAUCAUGAGUUUGUUAGCGACGGUCUUUAUUUUCUUGGUCGUUAUUUAUUUCCAAGGCUUCAAAGUAGAUUUAAGCAUCCGCUCUUCAAAAGUUAGAGGACACCAAGGCACUUAUCCAAUCAAGCUUUUCUAUACCUCCAAUAUCCCUAUUAUUCUACAGACUGCACUUGUAUCUAACCUUUAUUUCUUUUCACAGAUUCUAUAUCGUAGAUAUAGAACUUACACACUAGUCUGGCUACUUGGGCAGUGGCAAGAUCUAGACCAAGGGUAUUCAAUACCUGUAGGUGGACUUGCGUAUUAUAUUUCACCACCAAGGGAGUUUGGAGAUAUUGCUGCAGACCCAAUACAUGCACUAGUUUAUGUAGCCUUUGUGCUGUCUUCGUGUGCGUUGUUUUCAAAGACGUGGAUUGAGGUAAGUGGAAGCUCUGCAAGAGACGUGGCGAAACAGCUGAGAGACCAACAGAUGUUUUUGGAAGGACACAGAUAUGAAAGUAUGGUAAAAACACUUAACAGAUAUAUUCCAAAUGCUGCUGCCUUUGGAGGGAUGUGCAUUGGAGCCCUUACCAUUGUGGCAGACUUGCUAGGAGCAAUUGGAUCUGGAACAGGGAUUUUACUUGCAGUCACCAUUAUUUACCAAUAUUUCGAAGCUUUCUAUAAGGAAAAACAAGAGUCAGGUGGAGUUUUCCUAUUUUAA
This is a messenger RNA of Blepharisma stoltei, 1425 nucleotides long. Lineage: Eukaryota; Ciliophora; Heterotrichea; Heterotrichida; Blepharismidae. The record is from the annotation of a GenBank genome assembly.